CAACAACAUGCUACUCGCAAACCAGUCCACCAUUCCAAAGUCUCUUCUCCACCACCACCACCACCGUGUUUCUCUCUCCUCACCUCUCUCUCACUCUCCCUCUUUCCCAUCUGGGUUCCGCAGCAAGAAGCACCCAGUUGUCAGGUGUUCCAUAUCGAAAUUGGCCAAUAUGUUUGGGGACUUUGUGGUGUCGCUCCUCCCCCAACCCUCCAAGGAGGAGGUUAUCGAGGUUAUUGAGGGGUGGAAGAAAUACGGGAAUUACAAGCGCGCUCUUCAGAUAUGUGAGUUGAUGAACACAAAACCAGAUUUGUCUGGAAUGACAAUGACCGCUGCUGAUGCAGCAUUACAAUUAGAUCUAAUUGACACGGUGCAUGGAACUUUAGCUGCGGAAGAUUACUUCCUGAAGCUGCCAGAAACAUUAAAGGACCAGCAAACAUAUACUGUUCUUCUAAUGGCCUACGUCAAUUCUGAAAUGAGAGAGAAGGCAGAGUCUAAUACACACACAAAUGAUAAUUAGAGGUUACCCCAUGAUGCCAAUUCAGUUCAAGGUGGUGAUGAUUCUCUACAUGAACCUUAAAGAGUAUGAUAAGGUUGACUCGUUGGUUUCAGAGAUGAGGCAGAAAAAAAUACCUCUAGAUGUGGACUGCUAUAUUGUCUGGUUAUUAUGUUUUGUGGACCAAGGAUCUGUUGAAAAGGUGGAGCAAGUGUUUGAACAGAUGGAGCAGGACAGUACCGUUAAUCCCGACUGGUCUUCAUUUUGCUUAAUGGGUUCGUUUUAUAUUAGAGUCGGGCU
Rhododendron vialii is the source of this 793-nucleotide messenger RNA. Its product is annotated as pentatricopeptide repeat-containing protein At1g02150-like. The transcript has 2 exons. The coding region runs from base 8 to 517 and encodes 169 amino acids. The record is from RefSeq and is a predicted model, not a curated record. NCBI's taxonomy places the organism in Eukaryota, Viridiplantae, Streptophyta, Magnoliopsida, Ericales, Ericaceae. Gene Ontology annotation, cellular component: mitochondrion.